UUUGUUUUGUUUUGUUUUGUUGUCAUGGCUCGUUUACACAUAGUUUUCACUGUCCUGGCAUUGGGUUACAUUGGUUGGAUUGCGAACGGAGAUGGGACGAGCGGCGCUGCGACGGUGCUGCCGGUGGUGCUAUGGCAUGGCAUGGGCGAUACUUGUUGCCUGCCCUUCAGUUUGGGGUCCAUCAAGAAGCUGAUUGAGGAGCACACGAACGGGACGUAUGUCCGUUCGCUGAAGAUCGGCGCCAAUGUGGUGCUGGACUACGAGAGCGGCUUCUUCAUCCAUCCCAACGAGCAGGUGGAUUAUGUCUGCAAGCAGCUGGCCCAGGACGAGCGUCUGGCCAAGGGCUACAAUGCCAUCGGAUUCUCGCAGGGCGGCCAAUUCCUGCGUGCGGUGGCCCAGCGCUGUCCCGAGCCGCCCAUGCGCACGCUGAUCACGCUGGGCGGCCAGCAUCAGGGCGUCUUUGGUCUGCCCAUGUGCCCCACGCUGACAGCCCACUCCUGCGAGUACAUUAGCCGCCUGCUAAACGUGGCCGCCUACGAAGAAUGGGUGCAGGACGAACUGGUGCAGGCCACAUACUGGCACGAUCCGCUGCACGAGAACCACUAUCGUCUGGGCAGCACCUUCCUGGCGGACAUCAACAAUGAAUUGUAUCUGAACGAGAACUACAUCGAGAACCUCAACAAGCUGAAAAAAUUCGUUAUGGUUAAGUUCCUCAAUGACACAAUUGUCCAGCCAAAGGAGUCGCAAUGGUUUCAGUUCUAUACAUCCGGCCAGGAUCAAGUUAUUCAGCCCUUCAACGAGAGCAAAGUCUUCAAAGAUCUGGGCCUGGACCGCAUGCUGCAAAAGGGCAAGCUGCAGUUUCUGGGCAUUGAGGGCGAUCAUUUGGCCAUAUCCAAGGCGUGGUUUAUAGAGCAUUUGGUGCCGCUGCUGUUAGCAUAAGACGUCAAGGCGUUGGGUCGCAGAGAGAGAGAGGGAGAGAGAGAAAGCAAUGACCAAAAAGAAAGAGAUGGAAAUGGAAGUGGAGAGUGCGAAAAUAACUCACGAUUUUAACAUUCUAUGACAAUAUACAUAUAUACACUUACAUACAUACAUAUAUAUAUAUGCGUAUAUUUCUGUUUCUUUAAUUAGAUAUUUAGUAAAUUCAGUUACUGCAUACAAAACAUUAAAAAAAAAAACUU
Messenger RNA from Drosophila obscura, 1178 nucleotides. RefSeq names its product palmitoyl-protein thioesterase 1 (gene Ppt1). NCBI's taxonomy places the organism in Eukaryota, Metazoa, Arthropoda, Insecta, Diptera, Drosophilidae. The coding region runs from base 25 to 939 and encodes 304 amino acids. Gene Ontology annotation, cellular component: lysosome. The record is from RefSeq and is a predicted model, not a curated record. The transcript has 4 exons. Gene Ontology annotation, biological process: receptor-mediated endocytosis; protein depalmitoylation. Gene Ontology annotation, molecular function: palmitoyl-(protein) hydrolase activity.